UUUCGCCCCGUGCUCGACCGCUGGGAGGCGGCGCCGUCCUAACCCUAGCGCCGCCUGCCUUCUCCCUCCCCUCCGGCGCCCUCUGGUCGGAAUCUGCCUCCGCCGUCCGUGUCCUCCAGGCAUAUCCCCUUCUCUAUCCCCGCCAGCCCCCAAACAGUCUCCUCCUCAGGCUCCCACCUCCCCUCCUGCCGGUGAAUCUCGACGCCUACUGACGUUGAACCUGGAGUCGUAGCCGACCCGACCCGGUGCUUCUCCUUCGACGCCGCCUGUUAACAUGUCUUUCUCCGAAGAUGCCGUUGCUCCAUCGGGUCCGGCUGGUCGCUUCAUCGGCGGCGGGCGCAGCCAUCGGGGGAAAUAUUUGUGGGAGUAUGUUCCGGAAGGCAAGGACCGACGUCUAGUUCACUGCAUCGGCCUCCACUACGGAGCCCCUUCCCUAAGGUGUGCCGUCCUUUUCCUUCUUCCUACAGCGAGGUCCAAUCGUUCCACACGGGCAGCGGAUCUGUUUUUGUGUCUUUUCCCAAUGAGAGGUCUGACACCCUAGAUGCUGCAAGUCCAUCCGACAUCGGCUCUUGUUCUAUAUUCCAAGAGAAACAAGCAGGCUUCACAAUGAACUGGGCCGAUGGGCUUUACCCUAACGACUCUUCUGGCUCAGUUAUUCUCAAUGAUGUUGUACUAGGAGUACUGGAUCUGCUCAAGUCCCACGAGCGUAUCAUAUAUAUCGAUGUUGGAGUACACCAUGUGGACGGUGUUGAAAAGUCCUUCAUCAGAUCUAACAAGGUGAUGACGAUAUCAUUUAACAAGUAUGGGGACUUCAGCAGCUACAUGUCCACUGACAUUGGAGUUGGUCGUGGUAAACACCAUGCGCUGAAUGUGUCUUUGGGUGUGAGAACAAAGGAUGAUGAUUUUAUUGGUCUGUUUCAAACCAUAAUUCAAAAAGCAAUCUCAGUGUUUAAUCCCAAUCUCAUCGUGCUCCAAACAGGGAUAGAAUCCCUAGCUCCUGAUCAUGCAGAUUGUUUCAGCCUUUCGGCUGAGAGCCACCUCCGCUGUUUGUCUAUUUUGCGAAUCUUUGGCCUGCCCAUAAUGAUUCUUGGAAAUAUUGUCCACUGCUGGUGUUCUGAGUCUGGUCUACUUGGCAAGUAUAAUUUUGGAGAAAAUCAAAGUGUAAAUGAUAAUGUGGUGAAAUUGAAUAACACAGAAAAUCUGGAUGAGAUAAGAGAUAGAGUGUUAUCACAUUUAGCCAUCAUUGAGGAAGUUCCGAUCAAAGGGUUCAAAGAUACAAAUGAACUUCAAACUGAGAUGAUUGAUGAUAUAAUUGAUGAUGAUAUUGACUGGGAUCGCGAAGCGUAUGACUUUGUUGAAGGAUUGUCGGCAAGACCCAAAGCUUGGAGCAAUCCCUUUGCACGACAGGCAGCUAAGGCAGUGAACAGAAUAGGCAGAGGCUUGGGAUCCCAACAAUCAGUCUUGAUGGAAUACAAUGACAUGCUGAAUCCCUACACAGAUUUCCUAAACUAUGUUGGGCACUUCGAUUCCGUGUCUGAUGGAUGUGUAACUCCAGCCUUAAGAACUAUCUCGACUGCCUCCAGAACUAUAGGUAGUGUCUCUGCAUUUGCUGGAUCCAUGCUGAAGUAUGGUGCUCGAGCCCUCGGUAAACAUGGUCGUAGCUUUCAGAUGAUUGCACGUCCAGAGGCUGGACUUCUGGGUGAUGGUCCUAAACGUGAACAGGUCCUGUUGGUUACAAGUCUGGAAGAAGUUCAGGCCGUCAUUACCAAAUGGACUUAUGACGAAUUGCAGGAUGUAAAAGUGGAUGUUCCUGAAGACAUGCCACUUGAGGAGGCAGAAACAAUUGGAGCAUAUUUGAAUAUCGCCAAGGCUACUGAGCUGAUCAGUGAUAAAAGUUUCCUGAUUCAGAAAAUCAAACGAUCUGUUUUGAAGCGUUAGUUAGUUUAAUAUGCAGAGAGGACAAUCAUUUUGGAAGCGUUAGGAUAACAUCUAUAUUUUUGAGGCAGUGGGUCUCACUU
Messenger RNA from Lolium rigidum, 2018 nucleotides. Its product is annotated as histone deacetylase 19-like. The transcript has 7 exons. Bases 607 to 1938 code for a protein of 443 amino acids. NCBI's taxonomy places the organism in Eukaryota, Viridiplantae, Streptophyta, Magnoliopsida, Poales, Poaceae. The record is from RefSeq and is a predicted model, not a curated record. Gene Ontology annotation, molecular function: histone deacetylase activity.